AUGAAAGUAUACUCAAUGCCAAGUGUUAUGGGAAGAUGUCAACACACAGACUGGGAUGCAUGCGAAAUGUUUCGACUUCAAGAGCUAAACGAGGCUCGUCAACGAGCUGCACAAAUGGAAAAAACUAUGAGAUGGUGGUCAGAAUGCACAGCUUCAUGGAGACAGAAGUGGAGUAGUGUUAGAAACGAAAGAAACAAGGCAAGAGAAGAAGCUCAUUCCUUAAGAGAUGCUCUGGAAAUUGCUAAUGUAAGUUAG
Enterobius vermicularis (human pinworm) is the source of this 255-nucleotide messenger RNA. NCBI's taxonomy places the organism in Eukaryota, Metazoa, Nematoda, Chromadorea, Rhabditida, Oxyuridae. The record is from the annotation of a GenBank genome assembly.